Halteromyces radiatus is the source of this 969-nucleotide messenger RNA. RefSeq lists its product as uncharacterized. Bases 75 to 896 code for a protein of 273 amino acids. The transcript has a single exon. NCBI's taxonomy places the organism in Eukaryota, Fungi, Mucoromycota, Mucoromycetes, Mucorales, Cunninghamellaceae. The record is from RefSeq and is a predicted model, not a curated record.
GAGGAUGCAUUUAUUUUAUUAUUUUUUUUUAUUGUUGUUGCUUCUAUUCUAACUCUAUUCUAUUCAAGAAGGUCAUGACAAAUAAGAGUCUACUACUACAAGAUUUUGGAUUAUCUACAUUUGCACAAGAUAUAUUCAAUUCUACAUCAAGCCAAGAUAAAGUACAAAAAGAAGAAGAAGAAGAAUCAAAAAAGGAGAGCCAUUUCACGUUAAACACGGACGACAAUGACGAUGAUGAUGAUGAUGAUGAUAUUCCACUAAGUAAUAUUCUUGAUCAAUCCAUACCAUCAUCAAAAAAGAAUCCAUUCAGUCAAAGUGCACCUCCUUCUAGACGACCUAGCCAAAUGACCAAUAUCAUACCAACCACUACCGUACUUAAAGCAACAAGCCAACAACCCUAUUCGAUUCUUGAAGAUGACAGCUUACAUGAAGAUGACGAUGAAGACUUGGUGCCCAUUGCCGUGUUACAAGAUCCUACUAUCAAGUUGCGCCAUCCCUUCCAGUCAGCAGCCGAGAAAUAUAAAAACAGUGUUCUAUGUCGCGAUCCACAACUAAAAGUAAUGACACAAAAAGAACAGUUAGAUACUACUACGAGCGACUAUGAUAGAAGAUCCUCUUUGGAUCCAUUGGUACGUCAUCACUCUACUUCGUCUCCCAUUUCUUCUCCUACUUACUUUCAUCCAUCAGUUCAUCCAGUUGUUAUGCGUUCAGUAUCUACUAAUUGUUCACCACAACCCUAUGAGACCAAAGGAAAUAACUAUUCGUCAAAUAAAAGUCAGGAGAUGAAUAAUUUAGACGACGAUGACGACGAUGUACCACUUUUCCAAACUUGCCUUGGUGCACCUUCAUCCAUUCAGACUAGUUCAUCCAAUGUAAAAGUAACUAUGCAACAAUAAUCGAUAAUAAUAAUAAUAAUAAUAAUAAUAUGAUAUAUAUAUAAACACAAUAAAGACACAAUUCAAAACAAAA